Molecule: messenger RNA, 333 nt
Organism: Macrosteles quadrilineatus (aster leafhopper)
Lineage: Eukaryota; Metazoa; Arthropoda; Insecta; Hemiptera; Cicadellidae
Product: pleckstrin homology-like domain family A member 1
Exons: 1
Coding region: 1-333 (110 amino acids)
Source: RefSeq, a predicted model, not a curated record
AUGCCCCAGCCAAUAAUCCAGCCCCAGGACCAGCACAUGAACCAGCCCCAGGACCAGCCCCAGGACCAGCCCAUGAACCAUUCCCAGGACCAGCCCAUGAUGCAGCCCCAGCCCAUGAACCAGCCCCAGCCCAUGAACCAGCCCCAGCCCAUGAACCAGCCUCAGGACCAGCCCAUGAACCAUUCCCAGGACCAGCCCAUGAUGCAGCCCCAGCCCAUGAACCAUUCCCAGGACCAGCCCAUGAACCAUUCCCAGGACCAGCCCAUGAACCAGCCCCAGCUCCUGUGCCACCGGUUGAUCCUCGAGAACCAGGGCUGUGCACUAUGUGCAUAG